CCCGCUCAGCGGCCGCCAGACAUGGAGCGGCGGGGGAGUCGGAGAUGGUACUCCGCCGUCGCGCCUUCUCUUUCGCGGUGAUCCGCCGUGGCCUGCCCAUUCUCUCGCCCGUGGCUCCUGCUUCUGGGGCCUUCCUGGGCCUCUUCACACCCGCCCGGGAGCGGCGACCGGGACAUGGUCGGGAGGGUGUAGUGGAGCAGCCAGUGGAGGGAACCUAGAAACAGCAAAGCUGAGAGCAUGCUACGGAGGAUGGACACCAAGGAGGCUCUGUUGGGGACAGAAAGAAAGAAAAAUGAGCAACAUGAACCGUGAAGACCGGAAUGCGCUGCGUAUCAAAGAAAGAGAGAGACGUAAUCAAGAAAUUCAACAGGGUGAAGAAGCCUUUCCACCUAACUCUCCUCUCUUUGCUGAACCAUAUAAAGUUACCAGCAAAGAAGAUAAAUUGUCUAGCCGUAUCCAAAGCAUGCUUGGAAACUAUGAUGAAAUGAAUGAUCUAAUAGGUGACCGGUCCCUCCCGAAGCCUGUUGGAAUUCCCAAACCAACAGUACCAGAUGAAAAAUCAAACCAAAGUUUCUUUGGUGAUCAAAGGCACAGUACUGGCUCUCAUCAGAGCAGCAAAUGGACGCCUGUAGGUCCAGCGCCUAGCACUUCUUCCCAAUCACAGAAACGGUCUUCAGGUUUACAGAGUGGACAUGGUGGCCAGCGCAACAGUGGCAAUAGCACUAGCAAUAGUGGGCAGAGGCAUGAUCGUGACUCAUACAGCAGUAGCGGGAGUAGCAGUAGCCGCAAAAAAACACAGCAUGGAUCAGAACACUCAAAGUCCCGUUCUUCCAGCCCUGGAAAACCAUCUGCUGUUUCUUCUCUGAACCCCAGCCAUUCCAGAUCUCAUGGAAAUGAUCAUCACAGCAAGGAACAUCAGCGCUCCAAAUCUCCGCGAGACCCUGAUGCCACCUGGGACUCUCCUUCCCGUGUAACUUCAUUUUCUAGUGGUAGCCAGUCUUUCCCUCCGUCGCUUAUGUCAAAGUCUAAUACAAUGUUGCAGAAGCCUACUGCCUAUGUAAGGCCUAUGGAUGGUCAGGAGUCCAUGGAACCAAAGCUUUCUUCUGAACACUACAGUAGCCAGACUCACAGCAACAGUAUGAAUGAACUGAAGCCUAGUAGCAACAAAGCACAUCUAACAAAGCUGAAAAUUCCUUCUCAACCACUUGAUGCAUCAGCAUCUGGUGACAUGAGCAGUGUGGAUGAAAUUCUAAAAGAGAUGACCCAUAUUUGGCCACCUCCGUUGACUGCUAUUCACACACCUUGCAAAACUGAACCUUCAAAGUUUCCAUUCCCAACAAAGGAAACUCAGCAGCCUAAUUUUGGCACUGGUGAACAAAAAAGAUAUAAUCCUUCAUCAAAAGCAUCUAAUGGCCACCAGUCAAAAUCAUCUGAAUCGAACCAGACAGAUGUUCUGAUAAAUGACUUGAAAAUCAGCAGCAGCGAAGACAGUGAUGGCGAACAGGACUCUGAUAAGACGGUGCCAAGAGGUACACCUGGAAGUAACUCUGAACCUUCCCAGCAUACAAGUGAAGGGGCAGAUAACUCUAGGGAUGACUCAAGCAGCCAUAGUGGAUCCGAAAGCAGUUCUGGUUCAGACUCUGAGAGUGAAAGUAGUUCUAGUGACAGUGAGGCUAAUGAGCCAUCACAGAGUGCAUCUCCUGAGCCUGAGCCGCCUCCAACUAAUAAGUGGCAGCUUGACAACUGGCUGAACAAGGUGAAUCCACAUAAAGUAUCACCAGCUUCUUCUGUGGACAGUAACAUCCCAUCAACACAAGGCUACAAAAAAGAGGGUAGAGAUCAGAGCACAGGGGGAGGAUAUGCAGAUCAGAGUGGAUCUAAAGAUUCUAUUUCCUCCACUCCUGGGAGAGAUUCAAAAGCCAGUCAGAAAGGAUCGGAGGGCAGUCGUGGUAGACAAAAGUCACCUGCUCAGAGUGAUAACAUGACCCAAAGGAGGACUGUAGGUAAAAAGCAGCCCAAAAAGGCCGAGAAACCAUCUGUGGAAGAGCCCAGAGGGGGUCUGAAAAUAGAAAGUGAAACUCCAUUGGACAUGGCAACAAAUAUACCCUCUAACAGACACAAGGCAGCCACAAAAGGCUCUAGAAAGCCCAACAUAAAGCCCAAAUCUUCUCCUCGGCCUACAGCAGACAAAAAGAAAAACAAGGCUGCAAACAAACCCACCCAGAAAUCUAAGGAGUUUAUAGAAACGGACGCCUCAACCUCUGAUUCUGAUGAAAAUGAGAGCCUGCCUCCUUCAUCGCAAACCCCCAAAUAUUCUGAGAGCAGUAGGACUCCUGUUAAACCCUCCAUGGAGGAGGAUGACAGCUUUUCACGGCAAAGAAUGUUCUCUCCUAUGGAAGAGAAGGAACUCCUUUCACCGCUCAGUGACCCUGAUGAAAGGUAUCCUCUUAUUGUGAAGAUUGACUUGAGCCUCUUAACCAGAAUACCAGGGAAGCCUUACAAAGACACAGACCCAUCAAAAGUUGAGAGGAAAAAUGUGUCUGAGAAGCAUCCAAGGGAGCCCCAGAAAUCAUCCUCUGACAAAAGUUCCAACAAGGGCAAGAGGAAGCAUAAAUUAUGUCAGAAUACAGAAGAAAGUCGAGGCACUGAAAACAAGAAAACUAAACUGGAAGAAAAGCCUUCUUCAGCACACAAGACUUCGAGUAAUAGAGAGUCAUCAAAACAAAGUGCUAUUAAAGAGAAGGAUCUUCUCCCAUCCCCAGCCACAACCCCAGUGAUCCAAAAAGAUUCAAAGCAAGAGCAUGGGUCUCGGAAGAGAACUGUCAGUCAGUCUUCUUCCUUGAAAUCAAGUACUAACAGUAAUAAGGAGAGCAGCAGCAGUAAAAGUAGCUCAUCUAAACAAAAGAAGACUGAAGGGAAGACCUCAAGUAAUAUUAAGGAAGCAAAGGAAAAGGGUUUAAAUAUUACUUCAAACUGCCCUUCUGCCUCCACCACGGCUGCAGAUAACUCGAAGUCCCGAAGACCAAAACUAGUAUUUGAUGACAGGACUUACUCAGCAGAUCACUACUUGCAAGAGGCAAAAAAGUUAAAGCAUAAUGCCGAUGCGUUGUCUGACAGGUUUGAGAAAGCUGUGUACUACCUUGAUGCUGUGGUGUCAUUCAUUGAAUGUGGGAAUGCAUUGGAGAAAAAUGCUCAGGAAUCAAAGUCCCCGUUUCCUAUGUAUUCUGAAACUGUGGAGUUGAUAAAGUACACUAUGAAACUGAAGAAUUGUUCAGCACCAGAUGCAACUGCUGCAGACAAAAGGCUAGCAGUACUGUGUCUUAGAUGCCAGUCCCUGUUGUACUUAAGACUUUUCAAGCUGAAGAAGGAGAGCGCAUUGAAGUAUUCCAAGACACUGACUGAACAUCUAAAGAAUUCCUAUAACAAUUCUCAAGCACCAUCACCUGGUAUGGGAAGCAAACCUGUCAGCAUGCCAUCUCCAGUCUCUCCGAAGUUGUCUCCAGGGAAUUCAGGAAAUUACUCUUCAGGGUCAACCAUUCCUUCAGGGAGCACUUCUUCAGUGACUAUUCCACAGAGGAUACACCAGAUGGCAGCCAGCUAUGUCCAGGUUACUUCCAAUUUUCUGUAUGCCACUGAAAUUUGGGACCAAGCUGAUCAGCUUGCCAGAGAGCAAAAGGAUUUCUUUGCUGAACUGGAUAAAGUUAUGGGCCCUCUGAUAUUUAAUGCAAGUGUCAUGACAGACCUGGUACGUUACACCAGACAGGGACUACAUUGGUUGCGUUUGGAUGCCAAGUUAUAACUGGACUGAAGAAACCUAAAGCAUAGAAGAUACUUUUCUUGCUGCCUCUGAUUUUUUUCAACACUGUGUCAUAAAAAAUAAGGAAGACUGCCAUAAUGCAUCGCUUAGUGAAAGCUAAGAUUAAGGAAUGCUUUCAUGUAUUUCCCAGCAUCAUGUGUGUGAGAACCUCCAAACCAUCAUGUUAAUGAACUUUUCUCAGUUGUCCCGUUUUUAAGAUAUUUAAAAAUAGUUUAAACUCUGCAAUGUUUUAAUAUCAGAUGGAUUCACUGAGCUGCAAUUGGAUUGGAAUUCUAGUAAUUAUGCCUAACAAAUUUGUUCUAAAACUUAUUUAUUUUAAAUUGUUUUUGAAAGCUCUAUUUUUGGGCCAUUUUAAGAGUUAGCUGUUUUUCCUAUAAAUUUUACCCGAUCAAGUACUUAGUGAAGAUUAAAUGUAGACACUUUAUUUAAGUAUUUUGUGAGCUUUGUUAUUCUGUAAUGUCUUGUGGUGGUAGAGCUUGUAAGAGAAAGUCAGGGUUAAUAGAUUCUAAAGUGUAGGGACACAUUUUCUUAAAUAUUUCAGUCAACCCCUAAAUGACAGCCACUGUUUUACUAUUGUACUAAGUUCCAAGGAUAUUCUUCUAUACUUUAAGCCAUUUUAUUUAAGUGAAAUAUAAAAAGAGCUGUAUGAAAAAUUACCUUCAAAACAAAUGUCUUAACACUAAUAAUCACAAAACAUUACAGGAAUUUGCAUUUAAUGCAAUAUUAAAAUGAUGUGGGUUACAAUGAACUUCAGCCUCCAGGGAUAGACUCGGAAUGGUGUCAAAUGGACAAUCUUGUGCUUUGGUGCAGCCUCUUUAUUUCCUUGCUUGUCAUUGUUAGACACUGAAGCCACUGACUUUAACUUCUAAGUGAAACUGAUGUGCUUAAUCAGAAAUUGCAAGUAGUGACUGACAUCUGUGUUUUCUCUUGGACAGGAUUAAGUAAUGGGUAACAUAGGGUAGAGUGUAGAGCUGUGAUUACAGGGAAAUGUUGAACUGUUCUGUCCAGUUGAUUUGAAAUCUUGCUUUAACGCCAUUUUACAGCACCGUGUUAAAUGUUUGUGAUGGGAACAGAAUAUUUAAUUUUAAAGGAAAUAACUGUGACCAGCAAGAAUCAUGCAUGGAAUACUAAGUGACUGCUUUACGGUUACUAACCAAAGUACCUUUCCAUUGAAGGUGCUUGUCUGACUAAACAAAUAUUGCUUAGCGUCCCUAUCAUGUCUGGUGUGCCUUAUGCCUUUUUAGAUGAAGAUUUUGAAUACUGUUUACAAGAGGUUUUACACUUAGAACCUGAUAUCCUGUAUCCAGUUGAUCUCCUGCAGUACUUUGGUAAAAUUCCAUUUCCUUUUCUUAGUAUUAGUGGCUGUCAUUUGUUGACAAUACACAUUGGUUGUACUUUAGAGUCAAACUCUGAACCCCUUCAGUGUGGGAAUGUGGAAUGCUGCUUUACCCACCCUUGUCCUUGAACCCUGUCCCAGAUGUGACCGUGCAUGUCCAAGAAAAUGAUUGCACUAAAUUUAUGUCUAGCUGUAUAGCUAUGUGCCAAAAUGAUGGCGAGCUUUGAAAGAAGGAAUAGAAUUCUACAUUAAUUUGUACUGCAGUGUGUCCUUGGGACAUUGAGAGUUGAGAAGCUUCAUAAAUUAUAGUAACUUCACUAAACUAUAGCUUGCAUAUUCAUAGAGACUUGUAUCCUGAUGUUUUGUACUUCUAGGGAUGCUUGAGUUCAUACCCUGAUUCUUUGGAUCAAGUCAGUUGAAAUUACUACCCCUUGGUUCUGUAUUCACGAUCAGUAAUAUUUACUACUGCACUCUACUCCACAACAAUGCAUUGUAAGAGUGGAGGAAUAAGAUGUAGUCACAUCUCUGCAUACAAAAAUAUGAGUUUGUUGCAAUGUAAGGGAUAAAAUUAUGCACCCUAGGAAGGCUUACUCUGUGCAAGAUGAAUGAUUAAACAAUGCUGGGCAAAUCCAUAUGUCUGUAUUAAAUUCCUACAUUGCUGUUAGGGCCAGUGUGAGCAACUGCCAUGUGGAACUUCUUUAAAUUGCUCCCUUGGCAGGCAGAUCAUUAUGCAUGUGCUCAGCACACAAAUUAAGAGAGUUCCAGAUUAUUUUUUUAAAGAAAAAAGUGUUUAUAACAGACUUCCAUGAUACAUCUCAUGUAAGCUGAGAUGUACCAUGGAACAUAGAGGUCUCUCUCAUGAGAAGCAACUUUAAACAGGGGCACUUUCCUAUCCGUUGGUCCCAAGAGGAACAGCAGAGACUCUAGCUUAGUUCCAAUGGGGAGUUUUCCCAACCUUAACAUUCUGAAGUGCCUGACAUACUUACCACACUGAAGCCUCUACGCCGCCAGGAGCUGGAUUAUGAACUCACUUCCUGUGUAGUGUCGCAGUGGUCAGUGGGGGUGAUUUUGUACUCAGUUACAGAAAUCGGUGGGAAAAUAUCUCCCUUUUAAAAAGAACACUGUUUUUUUAAAUUAGAAUGUUCUAUAUCAGAUUGAGUUUUUGAAAAACUUCUCCAGAUGAAUCCUGAGCAUUUAUAUAUGUAAUAAUUUAUCAAGGCCUCUCUAGAGUUUUAAACAUGGGUCUAAGCUAGCAGGCAUUAUCUGUUGUAUUAUGAUACAAGAGGUAUCAUUUGUAUGCCCUUAAUAAAUGAGGAGAAAUCUUCCUUCCCCAAUACAAACUAUCAGAUUUCCAACCAGUUAAAUUGGACUUGCCAAAUUUCAAAAGGCCAUCUAACUUUGAAUUCCUUUGUCUCUGAAGUGCAUGAGUAAUUUGCCAAAAUUAAAUGUGAAACACAAACAUGUCAUAAGCUUCUGCUUUUCUUAAGAGCAAAAGCAAGUUACCAUCCAAAAUCUGCCUUUAAGAAGCAUUGGAUUGGACUUAAAUCAGUCAUGACUAACUUCUCCCAUUGAUUUCAGUGGGACUAAGGCAUGAUUAAGUUUGUCUGGAUCCAGCCCAUUGUCUUCAUUUGAAAACUCUGGAAUUUUAGAUACUGAAGAGUUCACGAUUGUGUAUUAACACAUAUCAGUGUUGUAGUAUAUCCCAGUGAUAAGCCUUUAAAACCGGCUCAAUAGUCAGACUAGGCUUGCUCAGGUGUUCAAGUAAUUUCUGAAUUUUUCUCUCAAGCUUGCAGGUUCAUAGGAGAGUAAUUCAUGAAUGGUGUCGUGAGAUCCACCAGUGGAACUCUGGGUGUUUCACCAGGCUGCUGGCAGUGUUUCACUUUAUGAGUUUGGGAUGGGGUAGAAACCAACUGGCAGGUCCCAAACUAAAGCAAAAUUCUGAUGUUGGUUCCUGCUAAUGAAAUAUCUAGGGACCGUUGACCUUGUAGACACGUGGCUACUUCAUUUUGUAUCUUAAAUGAACAGUCGGGGUACCAGACCAAGAUGGCCCAGCAUGUUCAGUUCAAUAUGAUUUAAAUCUCUUGGCUGUAAAGCAGAGCAAGUAGCUCUUGACCUUUUGACAGCAGUAUGCAAUUUGUAAUAUACAUGUUUCUAAUACAUAUAUCUACAUAAAUAUAUAGAUGAAUGAACUCAAGUCUGUCCAAAGUUUGUUAUACUUGUGUUAGAUUAUAGUGCAGCUGACUAUAUCGAUAUAUUUAUUGAGUGCUGAGCCAUCCUCAUUUUGGCGAUGGUGAUAAAUUUUGCAUAUUAUGCAGGAGUGCUAUUGGUUUCUUUUAGAUUAUUGAAGCUUGAUUGCUGUGAUUUUAUACAAAACAUCCCCUGUAGUGUGUUUUAAUGAGCAGCCACAGCAGGUAUGGAGUCAAUGCAUAGAAUUGCUUGCCUAAGGCAAGUAAAACACAGCUGUAGGCAGAUAACGCUAUAGUUUGCCAAAUUUGGCAGAUAAUGGGAAAGACUACCUUUGCUAUAUAUAGUAAUAUUUCCUUGCACUGUAAACUCUGCAGUAUUUUUAUUGAAGCGGUUUAGGUGGACCUGAGCAAAUCAAGUUUGAAUACAUUUUACCCAUAGGAAGAGUAACCAAACCAUAUGGUAGAGUCCUGAAUGACAAAUAUUUCAUAAAUAUUUGAGUCAAGGACAGGAUGACAUUGAAUUGAGUAGAAAUCAGUAUUGUGGGAAAUGUGGGUUUUCAAUAGCUAAGUUAAUGUUGGAUAUCUUUCAACAACAUAUAGCCAAAGCUUUUACUAGUGAGCUCUGUUAAGCAACUUCAGUCUUUUCCCAAGAGAUAGAAAAUACAGCUUAACUGUAUAGUCAAAGUAUGAUAAUCAGUUUCAUUAUUUUGGAUGGGCACGGGGGUGUUUAUGGCAUUUUAAAAUAGCAGUGAUGGGGGAAAUAAGUUAGUUAUAACAUUCUCAAUGGAAUGUUGACCAUUCUAGAAACCCCAAAGCAUUUUUCCAAAAUGCCUCCCACCCCCCACCUCUUAUCGGUUCACCUGAGCUUUAAGCAAACUCCGCUAAAGACAUUUGAACUGCUGAUUCCGGUCCAAUAAUUGUUGAAACAGAUCUAAUGUUGGCUUUGCUUUUCCAUUCCAUCUGUAAAUGUAUUGGCAAAACAUUUGUUUCUGGUAAUGUAACUGUGAACUGAACUGAUACUGGCAAAUUGGACUCAAAAUGUUUCCUUUCUCCUAGUUUUGUAAAUCACAUCGGUAUUGCAGCCAGCAUUUCAAGAUGGUUGCAUUAAGAUCUUUGAGAACUUGGCUUCAUGGGCCUCUGCAAGCACAGUUGCUGACAUUUGUAUCUGGUUCCCCUUUUAAAUGGUUUUAAGAAGUUUUGUAUAUGGAGGAUAAAGUGCUUAUAUAUUUAUUAAAGAUCCUUUAUCUUAUUUGAAAUUAUUUGGUAAAGAUUUUUUUCUUUUCCUUUGGGGGGGCAAACAGGUGGGGGUGGGGUGGGAGGUUAUUGUUAACCUUUUAACUUAUCAAUUAAAAAGCCUUCUUAAGCAUGUGACCUGGUACUGAUCAUGAUUGGCAGGAUGGCUCUCUGUUGUAUGCUUUGUACAUGACUUGUCCAUGUCUUCUACAUUUUGUUACUUCAACUUAUUUAGUCAUCUGUUUUCAACCAAAACUAAAUCUUUAAAACAAAACUGUGAUUUCCCCCCUCUUUCCUUUGCAAUACAUUUGAAAUUUCAAAAGGGUACUUUGGAGCUCCAAAUUAGGAUUUCUAAGUCAGUAUGUGCAUUUCACGUAUGUUAAUGGUGAGCAAAGUAUUAUAUACUAACUAGAUUUUUUUCCACAUCUGUAUAGUAUAUUCUAUGUAUUUUGUGGUAUUGAGAUUAUAGAAAGUUUAGUGUCUGAAAUAUGCGUUUAAUGUGUAUUUUUAAACAAAUUUAUGGCAAUUAAAUAUUUGGAGAAAAGGGUAUCACAUUUCAAUUUGUAAAGAUCUUUUUAACUACUGUGUCAUUAAAAUGCUUUGUACAAUGCAAACCUGUAACUGGAGAAACUAAGUUUAAUAAAUAUCAAAUAGAUUUUCUGUAUUAAACUUUAUAAGCACUGUGCUUGAAUUAA
Molecule: messenger RNA, 9267 nt
Organism: Elgaria multicarinata webbii
Lineage: Eukaryota; Metazoa; Chordata; Lepidosauria; Squamata; Anguidae
Gene: AFF4
Product: ALF transcription elongation factor 4
Exons: 23
Coding region: 293-3799 (1168 amino acids)
Biological process (GO): regulation of gene expression
Cellular component (GO): super elongation complex; nucleus
Source: RefSeq, a predicted model, not a curated record